AUCUCCUUUGAGUUGGCUGAAUAUACCGCUAAUGUGGACGGCGUAGGUACGCUUCGUCUCUUGGACGCCGUGAAGACGUGCGGCCUGACCAACACCGUGAAAUUCUACCAGGCCUCGACCAGCGAGCUGUUCGGCAAAGUUCAGGAGAUCCCUCAGACGGAAACCACGCCCUUCUACCCUCGCUCACCUUACGGUGCUGCCAAGCUCUACGCUUAUUGGAUCGUGGUGAACUUUAGAGAGGCCUACAACAUGUUUGCUGUCAACGGGAUCCUCUUUAACCAUGAGAGCCCGAGGAGAGGUUCAAACUUUGUGACGCGUAAGAUCAGCCGUUCUGUGGCAAAGAUUCACCUCGGCCAACUGGAGUGUUUCUGCCUGGGCAACCUGGACUCCAAGAGGGACUGGGGCCACGCCAAAGACUAUGUGGAG
Molecule: messenger RNA, 426 nt
Organism: Notothenia coriiceps (black rockcod)
Lineage: Eukaryota; Metazoa; Chordata; Actinopteri; Perciformes; Nototheniidae
Gene: gmds
Product: GDP-mannose 4,6-dehydratase
Exons: 3
Biological process (GO): 'de novo' GDP-L-fucose biosynthetic process
Molecular function (GO): GDP-mannose 4,6-dehydratase activity
Source: RefSeq, a predicted model, not a curated record